Messenger RNA from Stegastes partitus (bicolor damselfish), 1026 nucleotides. RefSeq names its product sericin-2-like. The annotation marks the transcript as partial. The transcript is spliced from 4 exons. The record is from RefSeq and is a predicted model, not a curated record. Lineage: Eukaryota; Metazoa; Chordata; Actinopteri; Pomacentridae.
UGCCCACCCAACAUGGUUUGAUGCUUGGAUAGUGGAUACAGCAGCAUCCGGCAAAAACUAAAAGUGGAACACCGGGAAUACUUUUCUCUCCGUCCGUCAGUGCUCUCCGCGUCUUUCGCCCUUCGCCACCUGUUCUCGUGGAGGAGACCAGCUGAUCUCAUUGCUGACAGAAACAAGGAAACACAAACACAGAGAUCAUCCCAAUUUACCAGUUUCUGUGAGGACUUUAAGAGCCGGAACGCAUGAAUAGAUGCAGAGCAUGGUCCAUUGUCAUCCUACAGAGGAGUGACAGCGUCUGUGCCAGGCCCACUGGGAGAGGACCAUGGCCCUGAGCGAUGCGAGCGGCGACCCUCUGGCCCUCAGCAAAGGAGGCCACCAUCCUCUCAGUGCCAAUGGAAACACGCCUUCAAACACCAGUACACCUGUCGGCGGCGGCCAGGACCCCCUUACCGCCGCCUCCAGCAGCGACUGCCUCUCAGCAGACGGAGAUGAAGACGCUGCGGUUAAGAACGGAGCGUCCAAAACGCAGCAGAGAUCACACGUCAUCCAGAGAGCGAACAGGCCGAGCCAGAACGGCAGCGUGGUCAAACAGAACGGCUCCCUGAGGAAUCUUCACCCGUCGUCCGCCGCCACGUCCUCCUCCUCCUCCUCCUCUUCCUCUUCAUCCUCCUCUGCUGCCGUCACAGACUCUCAGAGGCUGGCCAGACGCCACCUCCCCUCCACGCUGUCCUCCUCCUCGCCUCCCCUCCAGCCGCCGCCGCCGCUCUGCUGCCAGCACUGUCACUUCCACUCCACCCUGUGCUGCCCCUGUGGACAGCAGGAGUGCCCCCUCUUCCAGAACCCCGCCACAGGACCAGGGCCCGGCUCUGUUCCCCACCCGGGGGCCGCUUCGUCCUGCCCCUGCUGCCUCUCCGCCUGCACAUACCCCCACCCUCCUCACCCAUCCUCCCCCCUCGCUCUCCAUCACCACCAUCACCAGCGCUGGCAGGAGCACCUCCAGAGUCAGACGCAUGCAGCCGGGAUCAG